Talaromyces amestolkiae is the source of this 543-nucleotide messenger RNA. RefSeq lists its product as uncharacterized. The transcript has 2 exons. Bases 1 to 543 code for a protein of 180 amino acids. The record is from RefSeq and is a predicted model, not a curated record. NCBI's taxonomy places the organism in Eukaryota, Fungi, Ascomycota, Eurotiomycetes, Eurotiales, Trichocomaceae.
AUGGAUCCAGAUACCCCGCCCACCGAACCAGCGCCCUCCGCCUUCAGCUACAUUCUCUCCUUCAUCCUCGUCGGAAUCGCAUGGGGCUUCACGACACCCUUCAUCCGGCGCGCCGCGGUGGACUUUAACAAACGUCAAGAAGAGACGAAUCGAUUGAAUGCUGCCAGCACCAAUGACAAUGAAAAUGACGACGACGAUGACGACGACGAUACAAUCACAAUCCCGGUGCAGUCGCAGCGGGGCGGAUUCGACAUCAAGAAGAAGUUAAGCGCGUUGUUUUGGACGGUGGUUAAUCUGUUGCGGACGCCGGCCUAUGCGAUUCCGUUGGUGGUGAAUUUGACGGGGAGUGUGUGGUUUUUCUUGCUUGUAGGAAAGCAUGAACUCUCGUUGACGGUCCCUAUAUCGAAUUCAAUGGCCUUCCUAUUCACGGUGCUAGGAGAAUGGUAUGUGGAGCGAAAAGUGAUUGCGAGGGAGACGUGGUUGGGCAUGUUCCUGGUACUCGGUGGUAUAGCGCUGUGCGUACACUCCAAGACUACUGUUUGA